Messenger RNA from Lactuca virosa, 1041 nucleotides. NCBI's taxonomy places the organism in Eukaryota, Viridiplantae, Streptophyta, Magnoliopsida, Asterales, Asteraceae. The record is from the annotation of a GenBank genome assembly.
AAUAUAUUCUGACCAAAGACACUAAUUUUCUGAGUGUACAAUUGCUGAGUCGGUGAACUUUUGUCGCAUCACUCCCUUUAUCCUUUCCCACCCUGUUCUCUUCAUUAAAAUUCCCAAAUUUUCUGAUGAACAACAGCUUUACUACGAAAUUGUUGCUGAAUUACUGCGUUUCGGUCUUGUUUAACAAGAAGCAUUCUUCUAUUACUAAAUGAUUCCCAUAAAACCCAUUUCUCAAUUACUUCUACACUUUUAGUAUCACAAUGACUUCAAACAAACCAGAUACAACAACAACAACAACAAUCCUUCAAUAUCCACCUAAAAAUCAAGAAAUCAACAUCAAAGUUUGGGGAUUAUCCCUCAUUUCAGUUUUCCCAUGGGCAGAAAACCUAAAAAUCCCAACUUUUUUCAACAAAAAACUAAAAAAACACGCACAAAACUCUCGAGCCAAUCUUGUGGGACCCGGUGUCACUUACUCCACAGUUCGUUUCAGACCUUAUGUUUCAAAGGUUCCAUGGCACACGGGUCCAAGGGCAUUUUUGUCACAAUUGUUUCCACGAUAUGGGCAUUAUUGUGGGCCAAAUUGGUCAAGUGGGAAAGAUGGAGGGUCUUUAUUGUGGGAUAAAAGGCCUAUUGAUUGGCUUGAUUAUUGUUGUUAUUGUCAUGAUAUGGGAUAUGAUAGUCAUGAUCAAAGUGAGCUUUUGAAGGCGGAUUUGGCUUUUCUUGAGUGCUUAGAGAGGCCUCAUAUGGCUACAAGAGGAGAUGUUCAUGUUGCUCAACUUUACAAGACAAUGUCUGAGGGGUAUACUGAUACCAUACAGACAACAUUUGGUGAAAUUAAAGUCGGGUCAAUUAAGUCUUGGAUUCGGAUGGCUCAGCAAUAUGAAAUGGAAAGGAUGGAAUGCUCAUAAAGAAGCACGCUAGAGUUAAAUUCAAUUAUGUCUAUAUAAGACUCGUAUAUAUAUAUACAAGUAAUAUGUAUGUAAAUGUCUUGUGAGUAAAUGUCCAAAUUAUCACAAUUAUAUUAAAUUGUCGUUUUAAUUA